Messenger RNA from Symbiodinium necroappetens, 4464 nucleotides. The record is from the annotation of a GenBank genome assembly. Lineage: Eukaryota; Dinophyceae; Suessiales; Symbiodiniaceae.
AUGAUCCGCCGUGAGCGCAAUGAUCGGCUGUCGGUUUCUGAGAUCGAGGAAGGCGAGGUUCGCUCGCUGGCCAUGCGAAAGGCCAUCUCACUGCUCCGAAACUAUCUGUACAAGCAGGAGAGCUCCAUUCUGAAGUCCUGGUUCAAGCACUUUGACACCAACAUGAACGGCUUCAUCGAGAAGCGGGAGUUUUUGCAAAGCCUCUCCAAAAUGACCGGCGAGGCUCGGGAGAUUUCCGACGAGCUGGAGCUCUUAGAUUCGGAGAGCAUCAGCUUACGUGAGAUCCACGAGGGAAUGGCGAGCCUCUGGAGCCGCUUCAGGAAGUUUUGUGGCACUGCUUUCUUGGGCCCCAAGGAUUUGCUGGCGAAGCUCCAAGGGAUCCGUUUGGAGUCCGAGGAGGAGAAGAGGUCCAACCAGCGAAAGCAAGAUUUGGGCCUCUCCAGCUCUCCGAGCCUGCAACUGAACAUGCGCUUAGCAAGUCAGCCUUUGGUGGUGGACCGGGAUCACUGGGAAGAGCGCCUGCCUCGCUGUGGCUGGGCCGGGGGCAACGAGCGGCUGCUCUUCGAAGCCCUGGACCUUCACGACGAGGGGCUACUGGGACAAAGGAACUUCUUCUGGCUGGACGCGGAGGUCCGACGCUUCGCCUUGAAAUGUGAGGCAAAGCAGAAGGCUUCCGAGGAUCACAAGGUCCGGAUCGCCGCCAGGAAGAAGCGCCAAAAGGCCCUCACGGACUUCAAGGCUUACGUGAAGCGACACUUCGGGGAGAGUUAUCACGCCUGGCGUCGGGCUCUUGACAUUGAUGGCACCAUGAACCUGCAGAGAGCUGAGCUCUUCAAGGUCUGUCGCCACCUUGGCUGGAAAGGCGAUGUGAAGUUGCUUUGGCAGGCCUUAGACUCGGAUGGGGCGGGCACCUGCUCUUUGCAGGAGCUCGAUGCCCGCUGUGCCCGGCAGCUGGCACGCUUUAGGCGUUGGGCGGAGGUGAAGUUUGGCAUCCGACCGGCGCACGCCUUGUGGAAGGCGGUGGACCGACGUAACAAGUACCGGCUGACGCAUGAGAGCUUCCAGAAAGAGUGCCUGAGAUUGGAGGUGGAUUUCGAGGAGAAGGAGCUGAGCGAGCUCACACGCUGGUUGGAUUGGCAGGAGAAGAAGGCCAUCACCUUGGAAGACCUCCUUUUCAUGGAUCUUUGGAAGCCACCCGCCUACUUGGUGGCUCAGCCGAAUCCGGUGGCGGCCGAGGAUAUCCGGCAGAUGCUGAAAGACAAGUAUGGCCAUCCUCUCCGUGCUUGGCGGCAGGCAAUGGACAAAGACAACUCCAACACCUGCAACUGGUACGAGUUUCUGGCAGCCUCCCGGUCCCUGAACUUCACAGGCGACGUCGCGGGUGCGUGGCUGCAUUUCGACAAGGAUCUCAGUGGAGCGAUCUCCCUGGCAGAAAUCGAUCCCAAGUCAAACGACAUGAUGGUGGAGUUCAAGAAGUGGGCCGACGGCGAGUUCGGCGGAGUUCGUGCAGCAUUCCGCGUGCUGGACAAGGACAAGUCGGAGACGCUUUCCUUUGCGGAGUUCCGAACCUCCGUGGUGAGCUUUGGCUUCACCGGUGAUGAGGUCACCUUGUUCAGGUGUCUGGACAGCGGACAGGGGAAGCUCCACCCACAUGAGGUGCAUUUCCUGGACGACUGGGACACCACCGCCCCAGACGCGGCUUCGGAGCCGAGCGUCGACUCGCUACAAACACGACCUCGCAGCCAAGGCGGUUGGUCUCGAAUGACAAAAAGCGGCCGACCAGGAUCGGUGCAGGAGUCCAUCCUGGAGUUCUACACGGAUGCGCCGGGGCCGGGAAGCUACGAGCUGCCUUCGGCUUUUGCAGCGAAGCCGAAGACGCCAACUGCCAGGCAUUCUGGCACCUGGAGCUUUUGCAGCCGGCCGGAAGCCGCGUGGCUCCAGCAGCUCAAGUCUGUCGGCCCAGAGGCGGGGCUAUCCCCUGCAGAGCCACGGCGGCGGCCGCCGUCUUGGACCUUUGCCCGUACCUCCCGCAUGGGUCUCGGCAGGGCCGCAUCUCCGGGGCCCGGGAGCUAUGAGGUGCCCGUAGUGGAGACUCCGAAGUUCUCGAUGGGUAUCCGGCGGAAUGCCAGGAUGCAUCCCAAGGCGUCGCCGCAGUUGACAUAUCCCGGGAGUCAAGCGAACAAAAAGCGCCGUCUCCUCAGCACCACACGGGCCGCCUUGAUGACGUCAGCAACUGAAGCUCGCUCCAGAAAGAUGGAAGAAAGAUCGGGCCCUUUGAAUGGCUCCGAGCCAUUCCUCGGUUGGCUUCCAAAUGCAAUGUUUUCAGUUCUCGUUCCUUUCAUAACCGUCGUGCUCUGUGUUUUCGAAGCCGGCGCGGUCGAGCGAACACGCACGCUCGUGAGGCGGCAUGGGGCCCUUGCCGAAGAGGCUGCAGAGACUUAUCUGACUGAGCUGGACUCGGAUGCCGAGUCGGCAAGCCCCACCCAGGCCAAAGCAAGCAAGUCAUGGGACUCGCUGCCGUACUCCAGUUUCGCUGGAAGCAUCGGUGGCGAGAAGGAUCAGAAUGCGUCGCUGAAGUCGCCAGUGGAGGGAGAGCUGGCCAACAGCAGCGAGAGCUCAGAUCUGAGGAGAGAUCAGGUGGAGGUGACUGGUGCUGGCACUGUCGUCGUUGCGAGAGUGCCAGCGCAAGCACCGAUUGCUCCCACCGAACGAGCUGCUCGAGCAAGCUCCGCCGAAGCAGAUCUCGCGCAGGCAGGCUCUCCGAAAGUGGAAGCCGCUGUCUCAGCCCAGGCCGAGCACAGCUUGGAGUCAGUCGAGGCGCCUCCCGUGCCCGGCACGGGAAGGCCGCAGGCAGCUCCCGCCGUUUCCGCCGGGACCGGGACUGACACGGCCACAGCAAAACCAGCCCCGGCAUCGCCACCCUUACCACAGCAGCCUGGGCCUGGCCCCUUGGCGCCUCUGCAGGCACGGCCCGUUAGCGAAGCAGAGCCUGCGCCCAUUCAGAUGCCACUGCCAGCCCAGACUCCCCGUGUCCUUGCCUCGGCAGAGCCGCAGCCCUUGCAAAUGCAGACUAGCGACCCGGUACAAAGCUUGCCAGCACAGGCUGCCACAGCAAGGGUAGACGCUUCAGCCGCCACACAGCACCAGCUGGACAGCUCCAGCCGUGCGGGGGAGGCUUCGAUUCAAUUGCACGGUGAUUCUCGGCAGUUGGCUGACAUGCCUCCUGCAACGGUGCAAGAAGUGCGUCCAGCUGUGCCACUAUCACCCGACGAGUCUGCCGUCGGAGGGCCUUUGAAACCAGCGGAUGUCGGCACAAUCCCUGCUGGCGAUGGGGCAAACCCAGCCAAGCCAAAUGCGGCAACUGCCUCGCCGGCCGUGCAACCUGAGCCCGUGCAGAGCGAGCAGCCGGCAAGCGUCCAGGCGCCAGCGCAGCCCCUGCUUCCGACAAGGAAUUCUCCCUUGCUUGUUGCUGGAAAUGCCACCCAGGAAGCUCCGGCACCUUCCGUUCAACUCGUGCGACCUCCACCGGCGCCACCGCCGGUUUCGGCAGAAGUGGACACGAGGAGUGUGCCGGUCAACAACUCGUCUGCAGAGCCGUUGCUGAAGAAAGCGGCGCCUGUGACCAGCGAAGCUGCGCCUGCCUCGGUCGUGGCAGGCCAGGUGGCAGCUUUGUCCGGAAGGAGGACAGAGCCGGCCCAGCAUCUAUCGAUUGCGCCAGCCAGCCUUGCAGAGCAAGCUGUCCAGGCCAGCCAGGUCCCACUUGCAGCAGGGAUGCCUGCUACUGGCAUGGCAACAAUGCCAGCAGUGAAUGGUGGUGCAAACGCUAUGAUGCCCAUGGCGACCGCUCCUGUAGCAAUUGCAGCUAAUCCUACUACAACUCCAGCCCCCACCACAGCUGCACCAACUACCGCAGCAGCCACCACUGCAGCGCCUACCACUGCGGCAGCUACCACCGCCGCCGCUACAACCGUCGCGGCAACCACGCCUGCAAAAGAAGAAGGCGAAAAUGAGAAGGACGGCGACGGAAACGAUGGGGGCCCUGAAGGAGGACACAACGGCAGCCAUGAAGUCGUUGCUGUUGGCUCCGGCCGUGCCGAGGAGGCCGCCCUCGAUAACAGCAGUGCCGAGGCUACCGGAGCCGACGGUCCCAAGGCGAAAGUCAUGGGAAUGGAUCAGCAGCUGCUUCUUACCGGUGUGGCGGCCGCUCAUCGUGGUGGUGCCGGUAGGUGUCUUCUGCUGCUGCUGCCGGAGAAAGUAGCCCGGUGCCGUCGUGAGAACUUCAGGUGCCAAUGGACUGGUUCACCGACUGAGCUUCGGGUUUGGUUGCAGACUUCUUUGCUCGUUGGCUCUACGGAGCCUCUGCCAACAGGGCAUCUGGCUGUGACUAUCUUGUAUGAUCUUAGAUACACGAGCUGUGACGAUGGACUAAUCCGGCUGCAGUCACAUCACACGGCCAAAGUCUAA